Darwinula stevensoni is the source of this 348-nucleotide messenger RNA. Lineage: Eukaryota; Metazoa; Arthropoda; Ostracoda; Podocopida; Darwinulidae. The record is from the annotation of a GenBank genome assembly.
AUGGAGGGGUUUAACCCUUUCAGUGUCGGUGUUGAUCUGAUCAAUGCACCAAUUUUGGUCAGAGUGAAGUGGAAGACAGACAUAUACACAACCAAGUCAACUAUCAAAGCUGAACUUAGAAAACAAAUAAUCAAGGCCUUUGAAUGCAUCCCUACCAACCUGAGGGCCAAAGCUCCAUAUUUACCCCUAAAGUGCAGCCACCAACCUCCACAAGGAGAGAAUGAUCAUCGAACGUCCACAGGAAUAAGGAGGCAGCCAUAUUGGUUUGAUGUCGUGUAUCAUGAGACAGCAGAGACAUCUCCCUUAUGCUAUGUGAAAACACAAACUGUACGCCGUCUCGCCAGGUAA